This is a messenger RNA of Parascedosporium putredinis, 3384 nucleotides long. The record is from the annotation of a GenBank genome assembly. Lineage: Eukaryota; Fungi; Ascomycota; Sordariomycetes; Microascales; Microascaceae.
AUGGGCUUUGAUGUGUCUGUUAACUUUGUUGUCGCUACUUCCCUACUGUUACUCUACACUGUUGUGUAUGUGCUCCCGUUAUAUGCUCUAAAAUCGUCGAGACCAUCUCCGAGCUUGUCAAGAGACUCGCCACUAGUGAUACGUGCGCGCAUCCGAGCUGUAACUGUCUCGACAGCCCUGUGCUCCAUCCUCACCCUAGUGAUCAUCUGCCAACAGCCCGAAUGGAGCUUGAAAGAUGCUCUUUGGAUCAUGGGAAUAUGGCCAGUCGGUAUGAGAGAGUCUGUCAACUGCCUUCUUCUUGUAGCACUCUUGUUUGCCGGUCCGCUUUAUGAGACCUUUCUCCUAGAUGGGGUCUGGAAAGACUUGACCCGUCUCACAUACCUUAAAUCCCUCUGGCAGGAGUGGACAAUAUGGAGGAACAUUGUAGCUGGCCCUAUAACGGAGGAGAUCAUCUUUCGUUCUGCCGCUGUUCCACUUCUCGUUCUCUCUGGCAUGCAGCUGAACAACAUAAUAUUUGUGACACCCAUCAUCUUCGGGCUAGCCCAUAUUCACCACUUCUAUGAGUUCCGCCUAACUCAUCCUCACGUUCCCAUCACCUCUGCAAUUGCAAGAAGCGCCUAUUUCAUGCACCUAGUUGAGGAGCAGCUUAGUCUCCAGAGCCAGGGUGAGAACAUCGCUGAGUCCGCGUCCGCUGCCAAGAUCGAGCCCGUCCUCAUCCACAGAAAGCUCGGCCGGGAUGCUCCAUUUAGAGCUUUUUACGUUUUUGACAAGAUUGAGCUCAUUGCCUUCUUCCUUUGUCUAACCAUCCGAUCUACGGACGGGGGCAUCCUUGCUGCAAUGGACAUCGCUCAGGUUGUAUCUGGAUAUCUGACGAAAGUCGUCACAACUGGUGAUGUAGCCACAACAUCCGCUAAAAUGAAGAUCUUGUUGCUGGAUAAGGAGACAGUGUCUAUUGUAUCUACCGCAACGACGCAAUCAGCCCUUUUAAACCACGAGGUCUAUCUUAUCGACCGUAUUGACAACACCAACAGGGAGAAGAUGCGUCACUUGAGAUGCCUUUGCUUGGUGCGACCGUCACCUGAAUCUAUUCAGUUUUUGAUUGACGAACUGCGGAAUCCACUCUAUGGGGAGUAUUAUCUGUUCUUUACAAAUAUUGUGAAGAAGUCUUCGCUUGAAAGGCUGGCAGAGGCCGAUGAUAACGAAGUCGUCAAGGUUGUCCAAGAGCACUUCGCGGACUUCAUCGUUAUCAACCCGGACCUCUUUUCGUUAGGCUUUUCAGCGCCGCAGCAUCGCCUAUGGGGGUCUACUCCAGACGCCUGGAAUCCCAAUGUGUUGCAGCGGAGCACUGAGGGCAUCAUGGCGAACAUGUUUCUGAAUUUUGGAGAUUUGGGUGGCAAUAUCAAGGAUUACGUGGAGCAGUAUCAGUCCAAAACCAAAAACAACGCCAACAUCGAGUCUAUAUCUGAUAUGAAGCGCUUCAUCGAAGAGUACCCCGAGUUCCGGAAGCUGUCGGGAAAUGUGAGCAAGCACGUCACAUUAGUCUCCGAACUGAGCCGGCGUGUUGGCAUGGAGAAUCUAUUAGAAGUCAGCGAGCUAGAGCAAAGUCUUGCGUGCAACGAGAACCACAAUGCGGACCUGAAGACAAUACAAAAGCUUAUCCAGUCCCCUAAGGUUACUGAGGAUAGGAAGGCGGUCUCCAUGUUGAUUGAUCUCCUGGUGGCUGCUGGAAAUGUUUCCCAGCACCGGGCAGAUCUUGUAGCUCAAGUGCAAGCCUACCGGUCUUCGCUCAGCCAGGCAUCGACGCAAGCCGGAAUAUCCGAUAUAUUCGAAUCUGCGAGCAUUUUUCUGGGUCCCCGAGCGCAGAUAGACCGAACCUUAUACAAGCGGCACAUGCGAGAAGAGUUGUUGUCGUACUCUAACCUCACCGUGCUUCCCGCCACAGUUUCCGAUAUCGUAUUGGCUGAAAACGGCAAUAUCGACACGGCUGGUUCCAAUGGCAAAAGAAUAUCUGGAGUGCGGCUUGAUUCUGGCGAUAUCAUCCCUACGAAAAGCGUCGUAAUCACAACUGGCACUUUUCUAGGAGGCGAAAUACACAUUGGCAUGCAAAGUUAUCCGGCUGGGCGCAUGGGUGAAGCAGCAACAUAUGGCUUAAGUCAGUCGCUGAAGUCGGCGGGGUUUAACCUCGGGCGGCUGAAGACUGGCACGCCUCCGCGCCUUGCUAAGGAUAGCAUUCGUUUCGAUAUCCUUGAGAAACAACUCGGUGAUAGCCCGCCAACGCCCUUCAGCUACCUCAGUGACUCCGUCGCCGUACCUCCCGAGAAACAACUAACAUCUGCAAUCACCUAUACGAACGAUUUAACCCAUGAUGUUGUCCGCCAAAACCUAAAAAUACGAUACACAUCAGAGAAACGGUCAAGGGCCCUAGGUACUGCCCUUCUCUCGAAAGAAGCCCAGGAGCUACUUUUGCGCACUAUUCCCGGGCUUGAUAACGUGGUUAUGCUCCAGCCAGGCUAUGGAGUUGAAUACGACUAUAUUGACCCACGGGGGUUGAAGUACACCCUAGAAACGAAAGCUAUCGGCGGCCUCUAUCUUGCUGGUCAAGUUAACGGUACAACGGGCUACGAGGAGGCUGCCGGGCAAGGCGUCCUGGCUGGAAUCAAUGCCGGGCGUGCUGCUCAAGGGCUUACUGAGAUGACCUUGUCAAGGGCCGAUGGGUUUAUUGGCAUCAUGGUUGACGACCUAGUCACUCGGGGCGUAACGGAGCCCUACCGUAUGUUCACAACAAGAAGCGAAUAUAGGCUUAGUUCGAGGGCGGACAACGCGGACCUCCGCCUAACGGCAAAGGGUAGAGAGCACGGUGUUGUUGGUGCUGCCAGGUGGCAGAAAUUCACUCAUGAGCGCGAGCAGAUCCUAGCUCUUACGUCUGCAUUAUCAAGCACCUUAUUAAGCUCCCAGGAUUGGUCAAGGCUCGGCUUCCAUGUUAAUAUCGACGGAAAAAGGCGUACCGCUCUGGAUAUUCUUCGACUCUCUGAUGUUCAGAUGAAGGACUUCGCGAGCCUCAUACCCGAGCUGACGGACUAUUCCAACCAUAUCCAGGCCCGUGUGAGGCUCCAGGCGAUCUAUAAUCCUUACAUAGAAAUGCAGCAAUCUGAGCGCCGCGUUUUCGAGAGAGACGAGAGCAUUAAGAUUCCAGCUCGUAUCGACUAUGACGACAUCUUCGGCUUAUCCACGCAUGAACGAGAAAUACUAAAAACCACAAGGCCCCAGACUCUUGCGCAGGCUCGUCGCAUGGAAGGUAUCACGCCUGCAGGAGCCCUCCGGUUAUUGGGUCACGUCCGGCGUCAGCGCAAGUCCAUGCGGCCGAGCGACGCGCUUGCGGCCUAG